Messenger RNA from Phytophthora nicotianae INRA-310, 651 nucleotides. RefSeq lists its product as hypothetical. The record is from RefSeq and is a predicted model, not a curated record. Lineage: Eukaryota; Oomycota; Peronosporomycetes; Peronosporales; Peronosporaceae. The transcript is spliced from 3 exons. Bases 1 to 651 code for a protein of 216 amino acids.
AUGUCCACUGCUAGACUUUUUUUCGUGGAUGCCGCUUGGGUGUCGAUCCUCACGCCUUCGGAAGGGAAACCUCCAGUACUUGCACACGCCGGUGUGUCCGUGGAGUCGGCCGCUGCAGCUCUAAGCACCAAGCCCCCAGUACUUGCACUCUCCAGUGUCGGCACUGUGACCAUGGAGUAUGCAGUCGCGGCUCCAAUCACCAAACCCCCAGUACUUGCACUCGCCAGUGUUACUGCCGUGGAGUCGGCCGUCGCAGCUCCAAGUCCCAAGCCUCCAGUAUUUGGACUCGCCGGUGUCGGCUUCGUGGUCAUCGAAGACGCCAAUCCCCCAGUCUAUACACUUGCCUGUAUCGGCAAUAUGGCUGUGGAGUCGGUUAUGGCGGCAGCAGACGCCAAACGCUCGAUACACGCCCUCACCGGUGUCGGAAACGUGACUUUGGAGUUGUCCGUAGUCUCUGUAGACGCCGAAUCCCUUGUACGCACACUCGCCGGUGCUGAUAGUGUGGCCUCGGCAUUAGCAGUCGCUUGUGUAGACACUAAUCCCCCUGCACUCGCAUUAGCCGACACUAAGCCCCCAGCAUUUACCCUCGCUGGUUCCGGCGGCGUGACUGUUGUCUAUGGGGCUGUAUCAUGUAGGAACUGUGCGAACUAA